AUGGACGAUCUCGACAGACUGUUGGACUUUGACGGCGCUGUUGAGGACUUCCUCAAUGACGUUCCCGUUCGCGACAGCAACGCCAACAGCAACCAGAACACCGCAGCACAGGAGCAGGCACGCGAUGAGGACCAGGAGGUGCAGGUGAAGAAGAAGAGAGCACCUGUCCCAAAACUAGACGAGAACCGAUUGCUGUCCGACGCAGGAAUUCCCAGGCUACGCAAAAUCGCCAAAUCGCGUCUCAAGUUCAGAGGCAAAGGUCACGAAUUCACAGAUAUCUCGCGGCUGCUGAAUACAUAUCAGCUUUGGCUGGACGAUCUAUACCCACGCGCCAAGUUCCGCGAUGCCCUCGGCAUGGUGGAAAAGGUUGGACACUCGAAGCGGAUGCAGAUUACAAGGAGGGCAUGGCUGGACGAUACCAAACCAAAUAGACAGAACCUCAGCCCGGAACCGCAGACUGGGGGUGCAGAGGAUACUACCAGGCCGACGGCAGAUCGGGAAAACUCCAUAUUUGGGGACCUCGAAAGAGACAGUGCGCCCACCAGCCGCGAUGCCCCAGAUGAUGAUGAGCUUGAUGCGUUAAUGGCAGACGCYGGCGCUCCUAGACCAAAACUUGCACAAUCUAAUGGACCAUUCAAUGACGACGAGCCCGAUGAUGAUGAGCUCGACGCACUUCUAGCAGAGACUGCACCUGCUCCACCUGCUGCUGCUGCUGCUCGGCCAAUAACACAACGAGGGCCAUUCCAGCAAGACUCAGAUGAUGAAGACGAGUUGGAUGCUCUCAUGGAGGAGCAGGCUGGACUAGGAACAAAGGCCCCGCAAGUGGAGAGCAGCAAUGAUUUCGCGGAUGAAGAGGAAAUUAUGGCAGGCAUGGGCUGGUGA
This is a messenger RNA of Ramularia collo-cygni, 882 nucleotides long. RefSeq lists its product as uncharacterized. Gene Ontology annotation, cellular component: nucleus; replication fork protection complex. The record is from RefSeq and is a predicted model, not a curated record. Bases 1 to 882 code for a protein of 293 amino acids. Gene Ontology annotation, biological process: replication fork processing; DNA damage response; DNA replication checkpoint signaling. The transcript has 2 exons. NCBI's taxonomy places the organism in Eukaryota, Fungi, Ascomycota, Dothideomycetes, Mycosphaerellales, Mycosphaerellaceae. Gene Ontology annotation, molecular function: DNA binding.